GAAGCCGCGACAGUUAUCGACUAGAGGAGGCGAAAAUUGAGUCUCGUUGGUUUUUAUCUUCCCUCGAACUUCGUUAGUUUUAUAUGAGAAAACGGAUAGAAUAGGGAAUAGAAAAGAGGGAAAUACAUCUGCUUAUACAUAAGAAAGAAAAGAAAUGAGUUAUACGAAACAACACAAGAUGCUUCUACAAGUUAUCAUGCACGAAGGACUUUUGGAGGAAAGCAAGGCGAAACAAUUAGUUAUUGAAUUAUUUAACAAUGAUGAAAUAUCGCUAGUAAUAAAUCAAAUAAACAAGAAGUUACAGCCGUUAAAUAUGUUAAUCAAAAAAGCUGAAUGUGAAAUUACAGGUCAAGUAUACUGGAUUUAUGUAGAUACUGUAAUAGAUGAAGUUAACCGAUUUCAAGAGGAAUUUUCGAAAGCACAGUUAGCCCUUCUAAGAAACAUAUUUUCAGAAAUUAUAACAUCAAAUGAUGGACGUAUCCAAAGCACAACUUGUUUGAAUUUAUGUUCUUUGCCAGAUGUUAAAUUAACCAAAACAAAUGCAGAGGAGUUUUUAGAAGACAUAGUCGACAGAAAGUGGUUGAUUUAUAAGAAUGGUUAUUACUACAUGGGUGUAAGAAGUAUAGCAGAAUUAAUGCCAUAUUUUAAAGAUUCUUAUGGUAGUAACUUACGUACCUGUUCUCUCUGCAAGCAAGUUAUUUUUCAUGGCGAAAAGUGUAGCAACUGUGAAAGUAGGUUACAUUCAAAUUGUUUAAAACGGUGUGCCAUGGUUCAAAACCCUGUGAAGUGUCCUAACUGUAAUACAGUUUUUCCCGAUAUUAAUAGCUCUGAAUAAACAUAUACAGGUGUAACGGCUGAUUCAACAAACGAAGACAUGGAAUUUUUUUUUUUAUAUAUUAAUUUAUUUAAUUUAUUUUUUGUUUUCUUUAUUUAGUAUGUAUCGUUUUAUUUUCUACAAAUUUAUAAUCAGUAUUUAUAAUACUGUACUUGUUUACAUAUGUAUACGUACAAAUAUCUACAAUGUUCAGUAUAAUAUACGCUUAAUCUUUUGUACUUUAUAGUUUGAAAGGUAAAAGUAUUCCUAGCAGUUGUAAGAAAUUAUAUUUACAAAUAUGUACAGCACAAUAUAGUAUAAUUUUUCAAGA
This is a messenger RNA of Hylaeus anthracinus, 1145 nucleotides long. RefSeq names its product non-structural maintenance of chromosomes element 1 homolog (gene Nse1). The transcript has 7 exons. Gene Ontology annotation, biological process: DNA damage tolerance; double-strand break repair via homologous recombination. The coding region runs from base 155 to 835 and encodes 226 amino acids. Gene Ontology annotation, cellular component: nucleus; Smc5-Smc6 complex. Gene Ontology annotation, molecular function: ubiquitin-protein transferase activity. Lineage: Eukaryota; Metazoa; Arthropoda; Insecta; Hymenoptera; Colletidae. The record is from RefSeq and is a predicted model, not a curated record.